AUGAUGCAGACGUGCAACUUUGCUACCUCUUGCACCCCCGACAAGUCCGCGCCGGCACCAGUGGAUGCUUCCUUGCUCAAGAAGCUCGUCACCCUCGCCAAGACAAAGGACCCUGUUGCGGAGCCUGCGGCGGUUUGCGUGUCCAACAGGCCCGAGAUGAAGAGCUGCGGGGCGGAGUGCUUCAGCCACAGCGACGUGGCAUCUUGCUCAGCCGACUGCCUGGAGCAGAAGGGUGAAAGCUCCGUUUGUGCGCAGUGCUAUGGUCCCAAGAUCCAGUGCUCCAUCGAGAAGUGCGUGGACAAGUGCAACGACGAGUUCGACUUUAACGGGGACUGCCAGGCAUGCAUGAUGCAGACGUGCAACUUUGCUACCUCUUGCACCCCCGACAAGUCCGCGCCGGCACCAGUGGAUGCUUCCUUGCUCAAGGAGCUCGUCACCCUCGCCAAGACAAAGGACCCUGUUGCGGAGCCUGCGGCGGUUUGCGUGUCCAACAGGCCCGAGAUGAAGAGCUGCGGGGCGGAGUGCUUCAGCCACAGCGACGUGGCAUCUUGCUCAGCCGACUGCCUGGAGCAGAAGGGUGAAAGCUCCGUUUGUGCGCAGUGCUAUGGUCCCAAGAUCCAGUGCUCCAUCGAGAAGUGCGUGGACAAGUGCAACGACGAGUUCGACUUUAACGGGGACUGCCAGGCAUGCAUGAUGCAGACGUGCAACUUUGCUACCUCUUGCACCCCCGACAAGUCCGCGCCGGCACCAGUGGAUGCUUCCUUGCUCAAGGAGCUCGUCACCCUCGCCAAGACAAAGGACCCUGUUGCGGAGCCUGCGGCGGUUUGCGUGUCCAACAGGCCCGAGAUGAAGAGCUGCGGGGCGGAGUGCUUCAGCCACAGCGACGCGGCAUCUUGCUCAGCCGACUGCCUGGAGCAGAAGGGUGAAAGCUCCGUUUGUGCGCAGUGCUAUGGUCCCAAGAUCCAGUGCUCCAUCGAGAAGUGCGUGGAGAAGUGCAACGACGAGUUCGACUUCAACGGGGACUGCCAGGCAUGCAUGAUGCAGACGUGCAACUUUGCUACCUCUUGCACCCCCGACAAGUCCGCGCCGGCACCAGUGGAUGUUUCCUUCGUCAAGGAGCUCGUCGCCCUCGCCAAGACAAAGCCCACUUCCUCCGACAUGUUCUAUCCAUAG
Effrenium voratum is the source of this 1173-nucleotide messenger RNA. Lineage: Eukaryota; Dinophyceae; Suessiales; Symbiodiniaceae. The record is from the annotation of a GenBank genome assembly.